Panicum hallii is the source of this 3986-nucleotide messenger RNA. RefSeq lists its product as uncharacterized. Gene Ontology annotation, molecular function: protein kinase activity; protein binding; ATP binding. Lineage: Eukaryota; Viridiplantae; Streptophyta; Magnoliopsida; Poales; Poaceae. The transcript is spliced from 17 exons. Gene Ontology annotation, biological process: protein phosphorylation. Bases 582 to 3947 code for a protein of 1121 amino acids. The record is from RefSeq and is a predicted model, not a curated record.
UUGAUAUCCUCAAUUACUGCUCUCCAGUUAGUCCCAGGUGAGUACACAUGUACUUCUUUUAGCUAGGAAGCUGCUGGCCUGGUGGAUCGGUGCUUAAAGCAUCGGGUGGAUGCUUAUUAAGCACACGCAUCAGUGUUAAUUACUCAUCAAAUCUCCUCCUCCUCCUCCUCCUCCUCCUCUUCUUCUUCUUCUUCUUCUUCUUCUUCUUCUUCUUCUUCUUCUUCUUCUUCGUUAUUUAGUAGGAGUAGAAUAAUCAUGCAAAUAUGUCAUUAGGAAUAGGGAAUGGGUUAAUGAUGGUAAACAAAUAUUGCCAACAAACUCCUAUAUAUGCUUGGUUCUUGGUUGGUUAAUCCGGCCCUGUCAAUCCCCGGCAACACAAAAGAAGAUACAAGGUUUCGGAGAUUAUUGCAAAUAGUUAUUUUCUGCUUUUUUUCACUGUAAAUAUACAAUAAUAGGUCAUUAACAACGUCAUUCCUGCUGACUGAAGUUGUUGGCUGAUGGCUCAGGCGACUGCUCCUCUCCUCCCCUUCCCUCUCCAUGCUUCUCCUGCUGGCCACGAUCUCCUGUAGACUUCUUCGGCCAUGGAUUUGCAAGGACUGGACCACAGCCCUGGUCUCUCCUUUCAAGCAAAGAUCUGGGAACGCUUCGGUAAGCCGGUGGUUUUUCUAGAGGGGCACGGCCUUAGGGAAUCUUUUCUGGUUAUCUCUGUUGCCCGAUGCAAAUUCCGGCUAACAGAGAUCUCAGUAGCUUCCAUGCUGCAAGCUAUACUGGGUGGGAGCGCCCAUUCUUUUAAUGUCAAGAAAUUGGGUGAUCGGUUGUUCAAAUUCUCGGUUUCUUCGGAGGAGGUGGGUUCUUAUAUCUGCCAGUCAAAAUCAUUUGAAUGUGAACAUUUCAAGGUUUUUUUCCAUCCUUGGGGAAAUGGCGGCCCGCAAUCCAUGGCGGAAUUGCAAGCCUGGGAGCAAGGACAGGCCUCGGGAUGUGCACGUGAUAGUAGAAACAUGAAACAGAAGAAAUCUUAUGCUGAUGUUGUUCGCGCAAAUAUUGGUCAUCAUGUCCCAACUGGCGACAAUGCAAUUCCUGUCUCUGCAGGUGACACCUUAUUCACAGAAAUGGAUUAUCAAGAGAACGAACAAGAAGCUCUGGAGAGAAUAUUAAGUGAUGCAGGUGUGGAACCAAUCAUGCUAUCUUUUGCAUUUUUAAGAAAGAUUACAAAUGAUUUCUCACAAGAGAUUGGUCGUGGUGGGUUUGGAGUUGUUUAUAUGGGAUUCAUAGGCCGAAGUGGUAAAGUUGCUGUGAAGAAGCUAUCCAAAACAGAUGAAGUUUCUGAAGGGCAAUUUAAAGAUGAGCUUAAAUGUUUGAUAAGGGUUAAGCACAAGAAUAUAGUAAGACUUUUAGGCUAUUGUUGGGAAACACAAGAAAAAGUGGUAAAGUUCAAUGGGAUUUAUGUUUUAGCAGAUGUCCGAAGAAGGUUCCUCUGCUUUGAGUAUGUACCAAACGGAAGCCUUCACGAUUACAUAAAAGAUAAAUUCCACGGACGUGAAUGGGAUACAUGUUAUCAAAUUAUUGAAGGAAUUUGCCACGGUUUAUACUAUCUUCACAAUAAAGAAUGUAUUUCUCAUUUGGAUCUCAAGCUAGAAAAUAUUUUGCUGGAUGCUGACAAGGUUCCAAAAAUAACAGACUUUGGCUUAUCAAGACACUUUGGUAUUGGACAAUCCAGAAUAAUCACUGAAACAAUACGUGGAACACUGGGAUACGCUGCACCAGAGUAUUUAGACAAAGGGGAACUAUCUUUCAAGUCAGAUAUAUUUAGUUUGGGCAUAAUAAUCCUGAAAUUAUUAAAGGGAAGUACUGAUCCACCUGAUCUCCAAAGUUGGCAUCAAUCACUAGAUCUGGACUGCCCUCAAGUGAAGACAUGCAUUAAAAUUGCACUAUUGUGUGUAGACAACGAUCAACGUAAAAGGCCUACUAUCCGUAACAUCAUUGAGAUGUUGAAUGGUAAGGAAACCAUGAUUGAGAUGGUAUCCACGGUUAAUGGCAAUUCAAGAAAUAACUCAGGGUCUUCAAUAAAAAAGGCAAAGUCAGUUAAUGAAGCCCAUUCGAUGGAUAUUUAUGUAGCACCUUUGCCCCAGCGAAUAACCACUGAGGCAAAAAGUUCUGCAUCCGACUUGUUGGUAGAUGAUCAGGUGCAGUCGAUGUCUUUGUUAGCAGCACCAUCUCCGCUCCAGCGAGUAACUGUUGUACCUAAGGGAUCCGGAGAGACAGGCACUCAGAUACGGUCCCUCGGAUCCACUGAGAUUAGCAAGCUGCUGGACGUUCACCCGCUGGAGCUCCGCUUCCCCUUCGAGCCAUACAAGCUCAUCGAACGUCCAAUGACCCUGACGAACAGGACAGACCAUCCCGUUGGCUUCUGGAUUAUACCGACCAACCCGGAUACAAGCUCCCACAUUCAUUUUCAAUCCUAUUUCCUCUGGAUGGGCCCAUCCUGCUGUUUUCAAAUAAUGGAGCCAAACUCAACUUGGGGUGCAGUUAUGACAAUGAAGCAAUGCGAGCCACCACCAUGGGACACAUGCAAGUUUGAGGUGCUGAUGAUCGUCAUGUUGUCGGAGGAACCCCUCAAACAUUUGGAAGAAUACCUUACUCGUGGGAAGCUGAGCAUGGACAGCAGCUUAGUGAAGAGAGUCGAGGAGUUGGGGGGCGAGGUGCACCGGGCGAUGGUCAAGGCUGUCAUCUGUGACCCGGAGGCAGUGCUCCACAACCAAAAGUUCAAACCACCCAUGUUGGAUUUUAGGCACAUCAGAUACGUAGACGUGCAUCCCACGGAGCCAUGGAUCUUGAUGGCUCAAGAUGGAGGUCAUGUUUCCAUUUGGAACUACCAGACACAGGAAAGAGUGAUGAAGUUGGAGGUCACCAGAGUACAUACACCUGCUACCUUGUCUAGAUGGGCGAGGGGGAGUACCAGUGACCACUGGUGGUUCGUGUUCUGCCCCAAAUUUAUCGCUCGAGAGCAAUGGUUCGCAGCCGGGGAUACUGACGGAUGGGUCCGUGUCUACUCUUACACAACAAUGGACAAGGUCAUGGAAUUUAAAGCUCACGACGAACCUGUCUGCUUGUUGUGCGUUCACCCAACACGCCCGUUUUUGCUGACGGCAACUUAUAAUGACGAAUGGAUCAAGCUUUGGGACUGGAGUAAGAACUGGAAGUUCGAAAACAAAUUCAACACGCAGCGCCAUGGUUCGGAACAACUCAUGUGGCACCCAAGGGACACCAACAUUUUUGCUAGUGUUUCAACUUCGAAUGUGAAGGUUUGGGAGACUCGUUCUUCGCAUCCUACCGCAACGCUGAAGGGUGCGAAGAAGGGUUGUUAUCUUUACACCGAGAGCAAUCGGCACCUCAUGGUUACUCUUACUUCCGACUGGAGGACGAGCGAAAAGGAUACAUCGCAGAUAUGGGAUUUGCAGACUGAGGAGUGUGUUCACAAACUUGGCUUGAGCGGCUCGGGCAUUAUUGAUGACAUUGCUUGCCACCCAACACUUCCACUAUUGGCUACACGCGGUACAGCCAGGACAGUUUGUUUGUGGGAUGCCAGGCCGGCCUACAGGCUUCAGAAAAUAAUUCGCUUGAAGGAUACAGUUAAGGGCAUGGAAUUCAUAGGCACGGAGAACUCAACUAGUGUGGCGGUGGCGGCGGCGACGCCCACAGUCUGCAGCGGCGGUUGCUGCGACGCUGAGUCCGGCGGCAGCGGCGACACCCACAACCGGUGCCGAUGGCUGCUGCGGCUCCUACUAGGGAAGACGUGGACAACAACUUCCGGCGCCAUGUCCCAUCCAGAGCAACAUGGAGGCAUGUUUAGUUUUCUUCCCAGUUCUCACCUACACAAUGUCUGUAGCUCUGUUUCAUUGUUCUUGCGUAAUUAUAGUGGUGUUUGUUUAGCAGGGAUGUUACUUUGAAUGAAUGGUUAGCUACUAGCACGCUGCAUUGCUGCCGUU